Molecule: messenger RNA, 1416 nt
Organism: Paramecium sonneborni
Lineage: Eukaryota; Ciliophora; Oligohymenophorea; Peniculida; Parameciidae
Source: the annotation of a GenBank genome assembly
AUUGCUUCUACUAUGUCAUUUAAUAAAAAAGGUCGAGAAGACUUAAUGUAAAUAACAAAUGACGAAGAUGGAAGAGAAAUCAAUCCUCAUAUGCCUUAAUAUAUUAUAAAUGCACCAUGUAUAAUAAUAUAGUGAUUAUUAGGGUAUUUAAAGGAAAGUACUCCAUCAUUAAAACAUUAAAGAAUAAGAAAAUAAUAGAAUACUAGUACAUUUGAUAAUUGGUAUCAGAGAGGAUCAAAAGUAUAUUAAAAAAUCAUAUAAUAAUAGGGAGCUACAAAUUUUAAAUUUAAAAAAGGAGCUUGUACUAAUUGUGGGUCCACAACGCAUUAAAGUAAAGAUUGUUGUGAGAGACCCAGAACCAUAGGAGCAAAAUAUACUGGUAAAGAUAUUUAAUCAGACGACAUUGUAACAAAUGUUGCUGGUUUAAAUUAUGAUGCAAAAAGAGAUAGAUGGAAUGGCUAUGAUCCAGAAACUUAUAAAUCAUAAAUAGAAGAAUAUGAGAUUCUUGAAGAAAAAAGAAAAGAAGCUAGACUCUAAGAAGGUUAAUAAACAGAGUCUGGCAAUUUAGAUGAUGAAUUUAAAGAUAAUGGAACUGGUGAACAUUAAACUUAAAUGACAACUAGAGAUCCAAGAACUAAGACUAUGACGAGAAAUUUACGUAUCAGAGAAGAUAGAGCUAAUUAUUUGUUGAAUUUAGAUGUCAAUUCAGCAUAUUUUGAUCCAAAAUCUAGAUCUUUAAGAGAAAAUCCAAAUCCUCAUUUACCUCCUGAGAAAUAAGUUUUUAAAGGAUUAAAUUAAAUUAGAUUGACAGGGGAAACUCUAUAAAUGUAUGAAUAAGAAAGAUUUGCAUGGUAAUAUGCUGAAUAGCAUAAUUUAAAUCUAAAUACAGUAUCAUUACCAACUUUAACAGAGAAAACAGUAUGAUAUUCAUAUUAAUUAAAAUAGUAUAAAUAAAUUAAAGCAAAAAAGGAAGAAUAAAAGAUUGGAAGAGCGGAAAGUUUAAUUGAUAGAUAUGGUGGAGAAGAUCACUUUGAUCCACAAUUGGAUUUGUUAUUAGGAUAAACUGAAAAAUAUGUUGAGUAUGAAGAAGAUGGAUUACCUAAAAAUCCAUCAAAGAAAAAAGAUUUAACUAAAAGCAAAUAUUAAGAAGAUUAAUUUUAUGGUGAUCAUACAAGUGUUUGGGGUAGUUGGUGGAGUGAUGUUCUUGGUUGGGGAUAUGAUUGUUGCUAUUCUAAUGAAAAACUGAAUUCAGUUUGUUUAGGAGAUAAUGGAAAAAGAUUGUAAUUGAAUAAAGAAGCUCGUUUAAAAAGAGAAAUAGAAGAAGACUUAUAAAAAGCACAAACUUAAGAUUAAGGGUCAAGUCCAUUACACUAACAACCUCAACAAAAAAUUAUUCAAUAAGCUUAAUAACAAUGA